GUGCCACACAUCACGCCAUCAUCAUGCCAACCCAUCCACAUUCCGAAUCCAAGUAAUAUAAAAGUGAACUCUAGACUCAGACCAGAGUGAAUCUCAACCUGUGAAUCCAGAUACAUAACUUGACAAUAACGUUCACCAUGGAAACAAAUAAUGACUUAAGCACCCUAUUCGCCCUUCCCCCCUCCUCGGAAUUCCUCUCCCAAUGCCCAGCAUUCCGCCUGCUCGUCCUUGGAAACGCCGAAUCCACCAAAGUCGACAUAUUCUCCAAGAUCUUCGGCGUCACCCUACCCAAGAACCAUCUUGCAGCAGCCUUCAGCCCCGGCCAUGACAUCACCCAGGAGCUAGAGCUAGACGGCCAGAACAGUCGCCUCAUCAUCCACACCUCGCCCAACUUCGGCAGCGGGGAUGAGCAGGCCUACGCCCGGGUGUGCGACUUCCUCAAAGCCAGACAAUCCCCCUCGGCCGCCCCCGCGGACCGCAUCCACUGCAUCUGGUACUGCGUAGCCUGCGACGAGGACAGGAGCGUGCACGGUCUCGAGGCCGACUUCCUCGCCCACCUCCGGUCCGCCGCCGCCCCCGACACCCCGCCCGCCGUGCUCGUCUUCACAAAGUACGAGGAGCUAGUCGGCCGCGCGCGCCUCGAGUGGUCGCGCGACGAGCGGCGCAGCGGAGCCGCGUCCAGCGUCGCCGUGUCGCACCUGAUCGGGGACCUGGCCUCGCGGCGAUUCGAGGAGCGCAUCGGCGGCAGGUGGGACGGGAUCGUCGGUGGAGGAGGCCGCGUGGCCCGCGUCUGCGUUGCGAACGACGACGGAGGUGACGGCGGCGUCGGUGGGGGGAGGUCCGGUUUUGACGCGUUGACUGGCACGACCGUUGCCGCCUUGAAGGACUGGAAUGCCAAAUUGGCUUUUGCUGCUGCCCAGCGGAAUUCGCCGUCGAUAUCGACACAAUUCGCCGCCAACAUCGCGGCCGAGUACUUCACCGUCGACACCGGCCACGCGAGGAAGCGAAGCGGCGUCGAGGUCGGCGGCAUCCUCCGCGACUUCUUCGCCAAGGCGACCCAGGUCUUCAACCUCAAGGACCGCGACGCGCUGCUCCUGGCCCCGCACCUCCUCGACAGCGUGCUGGCCGCCGCAUUCGAGUCCCGCGACGAGCUCGGGCUCCUGCAGGACGCCCUGGAAGGCGGCGAUGGGGACGGCGGCGGGGCGCAUCAGCAGCCGCUGAUCGGCUUGCUCAGCCCCCACGACAGGGCAUGCCUGCUCGCCCAGGCCCUCGCCCAGACGGCGCUGUUCUUCCACGGCCUUGCCACGGCGCAGUGGGCGCAAGGGGACCCGGCAGUGGGGCUCACGGAACAGUCGAUAGGGAGGGAGCUGCGCGAGAUGAGGUUGGGGACGGGCCGGAAGAGCGUCAUAGAGGUGGUAGAGGCCAGCCCCAUCUUCACCCAGUGCUUCUCCAGGAGCGAGAUAUCGGAGCUUAUCGUGAGGGCGGUGGAGCAGACGCAGGAGGUGGGGGCAGGCCAGAACCCCAUUUCCGUGAGCUCGGAGCUGAAGGAUAUUCCGCUCACCUCUGUCAACGAUCGAGGCCGCGACGACUUGGUCUUGCCUUGCGGGAUGACAAUUGUGCCGCUGACAUAGCGAGAUCCAAGGGUCCGGGUAUCGGUCCUAGGGAAGAGGAGAUCCCACCGAUAAACUUGUCUGCGGGUACCCAAGAGGUGUGUUGCGCAGGCCUGCCCACGAUCUUCUCGAGAACGGAUGUGAGGGACCUGGAAAAGACGUAGAGAUGUUAGUAGUAUGCUUUAUUUCUUAACCCUAGG
This is a messenger RNA of Phialemonium atrogriseum, 1810 nucleotides long. RefSeq lists its product as uncharacterized. NCBI's taxonomy places the organism in Eukaryota, Fungi, Ascomycota, Sordariomycetes, Cephalothecales, Cephalothecaceae. Bases 138 to 1631 code for a protein of 497 amino acids. The record is from RefSeq and is a predicted model, not a curated record. The transcript has 3 exons.